AUGAUGUGGUUCCUGCUCCUGUUUCUUCACAUCGCUCACGUUGAGCUGGUGAUCUCACAAGCUGAGGACAAACUGAUUCUAAAAAACAAAGGAGGCUACCCAUGUGAAGGCUACCUUGAAGUCUACCAUAACAACAAAUGGGGUUAUGUUGGGGAUACACACUGGAGCAACAACACUGAAAAAGUGGUUUGUAAGAGCACUCACUGUGGGGAACCUGUGGAGAACUCAGUAACAGAUAUUCCCAAGCCUUCUGAAGACAGACCGAUCUGGCUCAAUGAACUGGAGUGCAAAGGACACGAGAGCGCUCUGUGGAAAUGUAAACAUCCUGGUUGGAACUACAGCGAUUACUCAAAGGUCACAGUGAAAAAACUUAAGUGUUCAAGUAAUAUCACAUUAAGCCUGGAUGGACCCAAAUGUGCUGGAGCUGUCCAGUACUCUGUUGAUGGCAUAACUCAGGGUUACUUUUGUAACAACAACAUUGGUGAAAAAGAAGCCAGGCUUCUGUGUAAAUAUCUCGGUGUGCGAAUGGCAAUGAUGAUUCAGCAUCAUGCAAAACUUUCUCUGUCAUAUGUGAAGCUGGAGAAAGAAGAAAAUAACAACUGGGUACCUGUUCAACAGGACAACUUUGAUUUUGAUGUGUGCCAGCAAAUGCACUGCGGUAACUCUCUCAGCCCAAACAAAAACCUUAAUGUGACAUGCACAGAUAAAGUUAAAGUAGUUCUGAAGGACUCUGAUAAAGACAGCAAGUGCUAUGGUACAGUUAAUAUUGAAGUGAAAGGUUCAGUUAAUCCUGUGUGUGCCUCCACCUGGACUAAAGAGGAAGCUGAAUUGGUCUGCAAGGAGCUUGGAUGUGGGGAACUGAUUUAUACUAAAGUCGAACGUCAAAAUUCAAGAGGGAUAAUGGACCAUGUGAGGUGCAAAGGCAGCGAGUCCUCACUGUGGCACUGUCAUUCUCAGCAUGGCAAGAACAUCCAGUGUUCAAACCAACCUUAUGUGGUGUGUUCAGGCAGUGUGGAGGUGAAACUGGCAGAUGGUCCUGGAAGAUGUUUCCUGUAA
Messenger RNA from Maylandia zebra (zebra mbuna), 1056 nucleotides. The record is from RefSeq and is a predicted model, not a curated record. NCBI's taxonomy places the organism in Eukaryota, Metazoa, Chordata, Actinopteri, Cichliformes, Cichlidae.